AUGUCAGAUACGGCGGCUGUAGGCGACCAGCAGCAACAACAGCGCCCAUGGGCAAGUCCGAGACAAGUACGAUAUAAAUAAAAGACUCAGAAUAGCUUGUUUUUUCAGCAACCUGUAAAGGGUAUUGUUCAACCUAGAGUUCUCCCCCCUUUCGGUAAACCAACAAGGCACACGAACAAGCUCGACUACAUUAUGAACACUGUUCUCAAAGAAGCAUCUAAACACAAACAUGUCUGGCCUUUUCAAAAACCUGUUGAUGCUCUUACACUGUGUAUUCCGGUGAGAUUAGUUUUUUUUUAACCGAAAUACAAAAAUUUAUGUUUUUUUAGCUUUAUCAUGAAAGAAUUGCUCGUCCGAUGGAUUUGAAAACUAUCGAAAAUCGGCUAAAAAGUACUUACUAUACAUGCGCCCAAGAAUGCAUUGAUGUAAUAAGUUGUGCGAAAACACCUGCAGUAUUUUUGAGUUCCAGGAUAUCGAGACUGUGUUCAAUAACUGCUAUGUAUUUAAUGGAAGAGAAGACGAUGUCACUAUAAUGGCCCAAAAUGUUCACGAGGUUAUCAAAAAAUCUCUCGAAAACGCUCCUCGCGAUGAACAUGAUAUGGAUGUUUAUUGGGGAAAAAACAAGAAAAAAGGAAAGGCUGCUGAUUCGAAGUCGUCGUCAGGUUCUGAGAAAAAAAAAGAAUUGCGUGGUCCAUCCGAAGCACGAUCGGAAUGUGGGAGUGAAGCUAGUGGAAUAGAAAAGGUAAGUAGCUUUUCCUGGAGACUGGUGUGAUAUUUUUAUCGAUGAGGCUUAACUCUUUAGAAGACUUUUUCUGAUGGAUGGUACCUUAUAGGUUAUAACAGAGAGGUUGACAAAAAAUUAUUUCUUUCUUUCUUUCUUUCUUUCUUUCUUUGUUUGUCUGGCAACUUUUUCAUUUUUAAAACGGAAAAGCUGCAACAGAGAAAUUAAAAAAUGAACACGUGACCUCUGGGAACUCGAUCGCAAUCUAAUUAGAAAACUUUGCAAUCUAAUACGAACUCGUUUGAAAUACAAUUUGCUUCAAUUAGAUUGCAAAAUCUUCUAAUUAGAUUACAAUCACUGCAAUUUUCUAAUUAGAUUGCAAUGUUUUCUAAAUAGAUUGCAAUUUUUUCUUAUUAAAUUGCAAUUCAGGAAAAAUAUAUUGUAAUCUAAUAAGAUUUUACUGGAACUUCAAUUAAAUCUGAUUAGAUUGCGAAAUAGAGCUUUUUCUCAUUAGAUUGCAAACUCUUCCAAUUAGAUUGCAAUCGAGUUUCCAGAGACCUUUCGAACGGUUCUGAGAAUACAAUACGCGAGCCCAGGUUCCAAAAGUCUUGUAACCUAUAACGUCAGAAGAGGUGCUCUAAGGACUUCAGCUACCUUCGAGAAUACUGACGAUGCACGAAAACAGGACGUUCAACCCUUGAAAUCUGAAUGAUAUAUUUUUUAAUCAUAGUUCAGCAGACAAAAAACGACAACAAUUUUAGGCUGAAAGGAAGCCGGCAGGAAAAAAAACUGUAAAGAGGAAAGCUGAGUCGGAUGAAGACGAAAAAACGGAGCCGCAACGUACGAAACGAGAAGCAGCAACAAAAAAAGAUCCUCAUCAUACUAUAUCUCCAAUUAUGAAGCCGUGUUUGAAGCUAUUGAACGAAUUUUACAAUAAGAAAUACCACGUAAGUCUUGAAUUGCGCGAAGCCUUUAAAUUUUUUUCACAGGAGAUCUCUUGGCCGUUUCAUGAGCCGGUUGACGCAGAGGGACUUGGCCUUCACGACUAUCAUAAAAUUGUGAAGGAGCCAAUGGAUAUGCGAACAAUCAAGAGAAAACUCGAAUCUUGUGAAUAUAAAGAUCCGACUGAAUUCGAAAGAGAUAUGAAACUGAUGCUGAACAAUUGCUUGCUAUACAAUCCAAGUGGGGAUCCAAUCAAUUCCGUUGGGAAGAGGUUUUUGGAAGUGUUUGAGAAAAAAUGGGCGACCUUGGGAGAUUCUUCGUCACGUGCAUCAUCAGUAGGCCCAUCGGCAACUGCUCCAGUCUUGACUUCGAUGAUUUCGAAGUUUCCAAAAACAGCGGUGCUCAACGAAACAAAGAAAGAGAUUAAAAAGGAACUAAUGGAAUUAUCGGGAUCCAGUUCUGAAGAUUUUGUUCAAAUAAACAAUGCCUUACGUAUGAUUAAUGAACGCGAGGAGAUGCUCCGUCUCGAAUUGGAAGCCGCUACGCGAUUGAAGGAAAAAUUGAGGUCUGUAAAGGCACGAAGAGAAGAAAAUCCAAGCGAACCGUUUCCUGAUAAACUGAUAAUCGAUGCGAGAAUGAUGUGUACGUCAAACAGUCUUUCAACUGUUACUGGAACUCCUAGUUACAAGGUGCGGAAUUUUAUAUUAUUGACAUGGUCGAAAAAAUUUCAGAACGGUAAAGGAAAAAAAGCAAAUACUUCAAAGAUGUACGAAUUCGAUUCUGAUGAUGAAGAAAACCGAAAAGUUAUGUCUUACGAAGACAAGCGUGGUUUAAGCGUUAUGAUCAAUCGGCUACCACCUACACACUUAAGUACGAUAAUCUCCAUCAUACAACGACGAGAAAAUAGUGCUGUUCGUCACAUUUCAAGAUAUAUCUGGUAGUCUUAGUUUCUAGAUCGAUAAGCAGCAACAAGCAGAAAGUGAAAUUGAAAUCGAUUUUGAAUCACUCGGAGAUAUGUGCUUGCGAGAAAUGGACGCUUUUGUGCGAUCAGUCUUGAACAUUAAAAAAAAUGAAGAUGACAUGGUAGCGCCGAAGUUAGAGUCAGUACCAGCAGAAGACAAGAAUCCUGUCGCUAACAGAGACGAAAAAAAGAGUAAGGCGUUUAAUAUGUUAUACACAAAAUUCCUCAAUCACAGAAAAAGGAUUCAAUAUGUCUGAGUCAUCCGAUGACGAGACCUCCAACAGCAGGAAACGCCGGAAGAAGGAUAGUAGCGAAUCGGAAAGUUCUACUUCAAGUGAUGACGAAUCUGAAGAUGAUAUAAAGAGUAAGCGCGUUGUUACAGUGAUAUCGCAGAAGUAUGGCGAAAGUUCCAAAAAUCUUGAAAGAAUGAUAUCCCUUGUUGUACACCAAGAACGGAAUAGAACUUAAAAGGAAAAGAACUGUUACGAAAUAGAACUCGCAACGUAAAAAACUGUGGGGAGUUAUACGACUCCGUUAAAUAGCUUGUUAUUAAAUAAGAAUGAGGAUUAUGGUAUCAGCCUCUAAUGAAAUUUGACAGCUAAAUUAGCUGAGCUAAUUAGAGAGUUUUCAAAUAUCAUCAUCAUCAUCAUCAUCAUCAUUCUUAUUUAAUGAAAAGCUUAUAUGGAGUCUGUCAAUUUCUUUCUUUCUUUCUUUGUCCCGGAAAUGAAUUGUCCAGCAACUUUUUCAUUUCUGAAACGAAAAUAGUAGUGACAGAGAAAUUGAGAAAUGAACACAAGAAGUUUCGUACGGAUCUGAGAAUCUAACAAGCGGCGAAGCCGCUUCCUAGUGUUAGCUCCUCGGACGAAUGAAUUCGAAUCUAAUCAUAGUGAAAUUAGUAUCUAACGGAACCUCUUUAGAUUCAAAAACUUCCUGAGUAUAUUCGCAAAUUGUCUUAUUAGAUUCGAAAUUUGUCUAAUUAGAUUCGGGAACCCGCCGGCGAAUCUAAAUAGGUUUGCAUUAGAUUUGAAACUUUUAUAAUUACACUUGGUUUUUCUUGCGAAUCUGAAGAGGUUGCGGUAGAAACUAAAAGCACCUAAUUAGAUUCGAAUUGAUUUGUAUGAGUCGGACCGCGCAGUUGGCUCUGUUUUUGAAAGUCUUGUAGUAAUCAUUCUUAUUUAAGUUGUUCUGUUUGUCCGUUCCACUUCAGUUAUAAAAAAAAACAUUGUGACAGAGAAAUUAAGAAAUGAACACGUGACUGGCGAUCUAAUGGCUAUAAGAAAGCAGAGUUGCCACGGGCCGGGCCGAAAUUUUCAAAACUCCGGCCCGACCCGGCCCGGUUCAAAAAGCGGGAAUCCAACUCUGGGAACUCGAUCGCAAUCUAAUUAGAAAACUUUGAAAUCUAAUACGAACUCGUUUGAAAUAGAAUUUGCUUCAAUUAGAUUGCAAAAUCUUCUUAUUAGAUUACAAGCACUGCAAUUUUUCUAAUUAGAUUGCAAUGUUUUCUAAUAAGAUUGCAAUUUUUUCUUAUUAGAUUGCAAUUCAGGAAAAAUAUAUUGUAAUCUAAUACGAUUUUACUGGAACUUCAAUUAAAUCUGAUUAGAUUGCGAAAUAGAGCAUUUUCUUAUUAGAUUGCAAACUCUUCUAAUUAGAUUGCAAUCGAGUUUCCAGAGAAAUUUUGAACUAUUGAUUAAAUAAAAUGUUUGUUUUUCGUAGAACUAACGAAUUUUGCAAGUAUCGAGCAUAAAAAAGCAAAAAUUGAACGACUUUCCACUUCUCAGACAGAACUUCGCAGUUGCAUCCGUGAUUUUCGCAACUUGAUUGCUGAAGAGCUUUUUCUCGUUGAACUGAGUGAUCUUUUUUGCUUCAAUUUUGAAUUAUCCUCUUCAGCACUUUUUUUUUUAAAAUUUUGAUCCCCGCAAAAAAAACGAAAAAAUAGAUUUCCCCCAAAAAUUUGAAUUCGCGCCUUUUGAGCCGGGCCGACCGGGCCGGGCCAGCAAAUUUUCGGCCCGUAAUUUGGCAAGUCUGUAAGAAAGAAACAAGCCGUUUUCGAGCGUAAGCUCGGCCCGCGCAGCGAGCCCCGGCUUAAAAGUCCUGUAUUUAAUAGUAAAAAUUUAUACUUGAAGAAAGUUUCACUUUUACUGUGCCAUUAUUAGAUGUAAGACAUCUAGUAACACGAUUUUUAGAAUCGUGUUACUAGAUGUUUUUUUUUAGAACUUUUUUAGAACCUGGGCCCGCUGCGCGGGCCGAGCUGCUUCGCCGCUACUCAGGUAAAUCGUUUUUAAUCUAGCUAGCUAAUUCGCGUUUCUAACCGGACCUAAUUAGAUUGCUAAUUUACUGCGAACAGAUUGCAAAUUCUUCUAACUGGACUUAUAAAUUAUCUAAUUAGAUUGGCGAAGCUAAGCGAAAACACUGAUUCAAAAUUUAUCUAAUUAGAUUAAAUAAGAAUGAUGAUAUCGAAAACAGUUUGCCAGUGUAAUGGGGUUAUUCAGGCUGUGAAAAAAUUAUUUUCCGUUUUUUUUUUCGUUUUUUUACGUCAAAAAAUCCUAUUCAGUGAUGUAAAAAAAAAAAACGAAAAAAAAAACGGAAAACAAACAUACGCUGAAUAGCCCCAUAAGAAAUUAAGUUAAAUCAUGAUAUUAGGUGUUACUGUUGAUUAGGGGUCAUGGAAAAUUCUACGUUAAGAAACCAUAUUCAGUAUCGUACUCCACUGUUCUCAGAUGUUCCCCGCAAAUCAGGUCAGCCGCCAUCAACGUCACGUGAGUGGAAUCACGGGCAGCCACAACCUAGAAUAGGAGGGAUGGGUGGUCAACCACCAACAUCACGUGUCCCACCUUCAGUUUCUCUGGCGAAAGUCGCAACUGUCACUUCUAAUCGUGAGCCUUUCUCGUUUUGCUAGUAGAAUUUCAUGACUGCUUCGUUCUCCUUCCAUUUGUCCGAGAUUGCAUUAAAAAAUUCUUGUAUCCAUAGCUGACAUCUCUUAUUUACAACUGAUACUCGGUAUUGAAGCGGUAUACUGCACUUCGUGUCUACUAAUUUCAUAAAUUUUAACUGCCAAAGUCGUUCCGUGGACCUCCAAAUUUCAUUUACCAUGUAAGAAUAACUGUAGAACAUUUUUUCGUAGCAAUUGUUAUGAAUUGCUUUGUAACGUAAGAUACAGUUGAUUUGACGAAUAAAAAGACUGUUCUCUAAUAUUGUUUCUAUUUAAAAGGUACUAAAGGUUUGUCUACAUAGGCACUGUUUUCAUCAUAAUCCAAUUAAGUUCUCUACGAUUCCCCUGAGUUCUCGUUGCUGAAAGAUUUCAAAGUUUUAAUCAGCACAUUGUUCUUAGGUACUCUUGUAUAACUCGGACAAAUGGAAUACCUGAAGUUGGUUUGAGAAUUGUUUUUAGAUGCGUCCAAAGCCUCUACUAGAACAGUCAAGCAAGAGAAAGGUGCAGCGGUAGCUGCAAAAAGCAACGAAAAGAUUUCCAAAAAAGCUGAAGUCGUAGGCAAGAGUAUUCUAGACAAACUACUUCCUGAUACGUUUGGGACGACGCAGGUACUCCUAAUUUUGGAAAUUGGCUUUUGAGUGUUUGGAUUUUAUAGGGGAAUGCCGACACGUCAUGCGCCCCUAGUGAAUUAUUAACAUCUCGAACUAUGCCCGCGGAUCAAUUAAUUAGUCCAACCGAGGUAAGAACAUGUUUUUGAAAUUCUACAAAAAGGUCCGUUGCAAAAAUGCAAAAAUUCUGGUGAGUGAUAAAACGCGCGCCUGCCACAGGUGAACUGCGAUUAUUGCAUCCUUCGUACUCUGCCAAUUCGAUAUUAAUCUAAUUAGAAAGUUACUGAUCUAAACGCGACCUAAUCAGGUUCGACUGUUUUUUCUUGGCGCAAUCGAGAUUUGAGCCAGCAGACGGUUGGCGUGAAACUUGAUUUGAGCACUUAUUAAUCUAAUUAGAAGAUUUAUUAAUCUAGCUAGACAAUUUAUUAAUCUAAUUAGGUGUCAUAUCAAUCUUAUUAGGCCGCCGUAUAACUCGAGUAGACUACGAUUAGAUUAAUAACGAAAUGCCAGAGUAUUCGAUAAUUCAAUCGCGGGAUAAUUAUCCGUUGAUAUUAUGGGGUUAUUCAGGCUGUGAAAAAAAUGAUUGUUUUCCGAUUUUUUCGUUUUUUUUACGUCAAAAAAUCCAAUUCAGCGAUGUAAAAAAACGAAAAAAACGGAAAACAAACAUACGCUGAAUAGCCCCAUUAAUUGGCCAAUCAUACGUCAAUCGCGAGCAAUAUCACUAACAACUGAUAAACCCGCUAGCGGUUGGUCAAUCCGCGACUGUCCGGCUCGCGGGGUGAUGUAUCAUUCGUCUAUCAUUGGUGAGGACCAUAUAAUUAAUCAACGUUCACCUGUGUGCAGGUUCGACCCCCACUCGGUUUUGUCCGGUUCGUCUUUCUUUCGAAAAUCUGCUGCGCUGAACGGACAUCCAAAAAGACAGACAGACAGGCGUCUCUUGUGUUUUAGAUAAAAGUACGGCGACCAAAAACGUAGAAAGGGGCGUGGCCUAGCGUGCACGGUUUAUCACCAUUUUGGCGCGAAAUUCAAAAUUUAACCCCAUUUUUCAUGUUUUUCGUCAAAAAUUACCCAAAUUUUGUACGGGUUUCGACGAUGUAAUUGCAUAACUUUCUUAAACUAAUCAUCGCGCACUUUUUGAGCUUAAAACUAGCAGGUUUCAUUCAGAAAUUCAUUCAAUUGAAUCGACUUUAAGCUUUGUGCUCAAAAUGCGCGAAUUUCAGUCAUUCGCCGAUACUUUUUGCCGUUUGAACGCUUAAAAUACUUGUAUUAACGUGCUUAAUCACUUCCGACACUCACUUCGUCUCAAAAUUAUCCAGAUCGGCCGGUAUGAAAAUUUCGAAAUUGCGGCGGCGAUUGGUCGCGGAGAGCGUAUUGCGAAAUAUGCUAAAAACGUCUCAAACGCGGCGUUUUCACGAAAAUUUCGAUGUUUUCUCUCUUUAAUGUCUUCUUUCGUCGAUAUCAAACACAAAAAUAUCGGAAAAGUGCUGGAAUUGCGGCAAUUUUAAGAAAACGCGUCUCAGAUUAGGCCACGCCCCUUUCUACACUUUUGGUCGCCGUGAAAAGAAAAAUUAUUAGAAGCUGCUAAUCAGAAUACCAGAACCCCAUGACGGGGUUCCGAAGACGACGCGAAAUGGCAGCAAGCCAACUCAGUACACCUCUGCAACUUCUGAGCAAACGUUCAGCGUCAUCAACUUUUCAACAACACUUCUGCAGCUUUUGAACAACACUUCUGCAACUUUUAAGCAAAUGUUCUGGCGAUAGAAACUUCUGCGCAGAACUUCAGCAACUUUUGCACAUAACAUUAGCCGCGCUUGAGCAGAAGUUAGGUAAAAGUUGCUGAAGUUCUGCUGAGAAGUUGCAGAGGUUUACCGAAUUCAAAUAUUGCCCCCAUGUGGGAAUUACGUAGCUGAGUAGGGACGCCACCGUAUUUCCAUUUAAAAUUUAAACGCGCGCGCGCGUCUCAUCCUCGUUGUCUUCAGAACCCCGUGAAAUAGUUUUCAAGAAAAAAAAACGAAAACUUUUGGGUCGGCACGUACUUUCUGCCAGUGUGCGCUCCCCGGCGCCGACAAUCAAGGGAAAACCCCGGGAAACAAGUGACGGGCGUGCACACUGCUUUCUGCACCUUCAUACUAUGACAGGUCUUUCAAUCAGUUAUUAGCCUGGCAAAGGUGGAAAUCCCGCUCCGCUAGACUGGGGCCUCGGCCGCUGUGCAAAACUUUGGCCCUGUCAGCAGUUUCGCAUGUUGUUUUUCAAUUGGCUGAAGCGUAAAACCUUGGCCCCUGGCCAAGUCUCUCUCCGAUGCAACUAACUGAUAGAGAUACAAACUUUUUACAGAAUGGCGAAAACGAGGAAGCUAGAAUUCAAAGAAUGCGUAUGGAAGUAAGUGGAGUAUAAAAUGUGCAGCUAGUAUCAUAAAGAGCAUUUCGAAAUGGAACUACCCCGCAAUGGAGCUGUGCCCGGAAUGGAGCUGACCGGAAUGGAGAGAAUAUUCUGUGGGAGUUCCAUUUCGGUACAGUUUCAUUCCGGUCAGUAGUGAAAUUUCCUAUAAUACGCUCCGUGCGACACCCGAUGUCGAAAAAGGCUUCGCACACUUCAGCGAAUGUAUAAUAGCUCAGCGAAAUGCAUAAUAGUUUACUUCAGCGAAUGCAUAAUAGUUUACUUCAGCGAAUGCAUAAUAGUUUAAAGUGAUAAUGGAUUUACUUAUCGAAAAAAGAAACUGCUAAUAUCCGGACUUCAUGUGUUUAUAUCGUCAUACGGAAUUGCCGAAAAAUUGAAAUUUUAUUUGUUGUCCCUCUGAGUUGUAAUAUCAGUAGUCCCGCAAAAAUUUAUUUUUUAGGCAAAGCGUGCCAGGGAGCGUGAAGAUGAAAAUUCGGUUUCAAUGGUGACCCAGAUGGAAAUGAUGACGGCAUUUGAAUUUAAUAACCUCUACUAA
Caenorhabditis sp. 36 PRJEB53466 is the source of this 9093-nucleotide messenger RNA. NCBI's taxonomy places the organism in Eukaryota, Metazoa, Nematoda, Chromadorea, Rhabditida, Rhabditidae. The record is from the annotation of a GenBank genome assembly.